Messenger RNA from Engraulis encrasicolus (European anchovy), 567 nucleotides. Its product is annotated as stomatin-like. The transcript has 5 exons. The coding region runs from base 22 to 567 and encodes 181 amino acids. The record is from RefSeq and is a predicted model, not a curated record. Gene Ontology annotation, cellular component: plasma membrane. Lineage: Eukaryota; Metazoa; Chordata; Actinopteri; Clupeiformes; Engraulidae.
UCGAGCGUACAUGCAACAGACAUGGUGAACCAACUGAAGAUCUCAGAUGCUCCCAGCGACAGUAGAACCAACCUUCAAGAUGAGGAGAAUCCUGGCUUGGGCUUCUGUGGUUGGCUCCUGAUCAUCGUUUCGGUGAUUUGUACAGUGGCAACCCUCCCUGUCUCCAUAUUCAUGUGUGUAAAGAUUGUGACUGAGUAUCAGCGAGCUGUGAUUUUCAGGCUGGGUCGUAUUGUGGAUAAAAAGCCCAAAGGACCUGGUCUUUUCCUUGUGCUGCCUUGCACGGACACAAUUACAAAAGUUGAUAUGCGAACCGUCUCCUUUGACAUUCCACCACAAGAGAUUCUGACUAAGGACUCAGUCACCGUGUCAGUGGAUGGAGUGGUGUACUUCAGAAUCUACUGUGCAAUCUCUGCUGUUGCGAACGUGUCUGACGCCGCCAAGGCCACUCGGCUAUUGGCACAGACAACGCUGAGGAACGUACUGGGCACCAAGAACCUCGCAGAACUUCUCUCAGACCGUCAGUGCAUCUCUCAAAGCAUGCAGGUAUAUGUAACAGAUGCUAACUAG